ACCCACUCGCUUGGGGGGUGGCAUGGGGUCUGGGAUGGGCACGCUGCUCAUCAGUAAGAUCCACAAGGAGUUCCCAGACCACAUUAUGAACACCUUCAGCGUGGUGCUCUCAUCCAAAGUGUCAGACACGGUGGUGGAGCCCUACAAUGCCACGCUGUCCGUGCACCAGCUGGUGGAGAAUAUCGAUGAGAUCUACUGCAUCGACAAUGAGGCACUCUAUGACAUCUGCUUCUGCACCCUCAAGCUGACCACCCCCACCUACAAGGACCUCAACCACCUAGUGUCGGCCACCAUGAGCGGAGUCACCACCUGCCUGUGCUUCCCAGGCCAGCUGAACACCAGCCUGCACAAGCUGGCCAUCAACAUGGUCCCCUUUCCUCACCUGCACUUUUUCAUGCCCGGCUUCAUGCCCCUGACCAGCCGGGGCAGCCAGCAGUACUGGGCCCUGAUGGUGCCUGAGCUCACCCAGCAGAUGUUGGACACCAAGAACAUGAUGGCCACGUGCAACCCGCACCACAACUACUACCUGACUGUGGCUGCCGUGUUCCGGGGCCGCGUGUCCAUGAAGGUGGACAAGCAGAUGCUGAGCGUGCAGAGCAAGAACAGCAGCAACUUCGUGGAGUGGAUCCCCAACAACUUGAAGACAGCCAUGUGCAACAUCCCGCCCCAUGGCCUGAAGAUGGCCGCGACCUUCAUUGGCAGUAGCAUGGCCUUCCAGGAGCUGUUCAAGCACAUCUCUGAGCAGUUCAAAGCCAUGUUCUGGCGCAAGGCGUUCCUGCACUGGUACACGGGCGAGGGCAUGAAUGAGAUGGAGUUCACCGAGGGUGAGAGCAACAUGAAUGACCUGGUAUCUGAGUACCAGCAGUACCAGGACACCACAGCCGAGGAGGGCAAGUUCAAGGAGAGGGCCGAGGAGGAGAUGGCCUAGGUUGCUCCCAUCGCUUCCCAUCUGUCCCCUCGAGGCUUCUGACCUUUGAUCCCCUAGGACCCUCCAUCUCUGACCCCUAGAGCCCUGCUUUCCCUCCAAGCCUGACUCACCCCGACCCUAAGACUUUGCCCUGCCCCCUAACAAUACCUUUGGAGCUGGCUUUACCUCUGGCUACUUCAUCUCCGACCCUGACUCCCCUUUGACCCUUGAGCCCUAAUUUAUCUUUGACUCCCUUGAGCUCUUCCAACCUUGACAUUCCCAGGAGGAGCCCCGAUUCACCCCUUCUGACUCUGGAAACUGCUCCUUUAACUUUAUGGGCCCUCCUUCACCCCGACCUCUGCUUCACCUUUGACCCCUGCCUCCCAUGAAUCCCAUUUUACCUCUAGACCUAUAAGUCCUGGUUUAUGUUUGACCCCUCCCUCUGAGCUGCCCUUCACCUCUGACCUUGCCUCACCUUUAACUCCCCAACUGAGCCCCAGCUCCUACCUCUGAUCCCAACUUCUCUUUCACCCCCUACGAACCCCAUUUUACCUCUACACCUGUAAGACCUGGUUUACAUUGGACCCCUCCCUCCAAGCUGCAGUUCACUUUUGACCUUGCCUCAUCUUUCACCCCCACACAGCCCCAGCUCGUGCCUCUGACUCCAGCUUCUCUCUGGUUCCCACAGACUCCAUGCAUCCUCCCUGCCUCACUCCCCUCGGUCCCUGCCAACCUUAGCUUAUCUGGGAGAGAAACAAGGCCUAGUGCCUGUGAGGAAGAGAGGUUGCCCCUGUCCUCCCUACCCGCUUCACUGCCUCGCCCUAAAUAAAUAAAUUGUUA
This is a messenger RNA of Piliocolobus tephrosceles (Ugandan red Colobus), 1747 nucleotides long. Its product is annotated as tubulin beta-4A chain-like. Gene Ontology annotation, biological process: microtubule-based process. Lineage: Eukaryota; Metazoa; Chordata; Mammalia; Primates; Cercopithecidae. Bases 23 to 928 code for a protein of 301 amino acids. Gene Ontology annotation, molecular function: structural constituent of cytoskeleton; GTPase activity; GTP binding. Gene Ontology annotation, cellular component: microtubule. The record is from RefSeq and is a predicted model, not a curated record. The transcript has a single exon.